UUGUUCUAUGGCAAAUCGUUCUCGUCCGUGCAUCAUUAUUGACAACGGAACGGAGUACUUGAAGGCAGGGCUAAGCACAAACAACAAGCCUACGACAACUGUAAAACGUGAGGCUGUGGACGAUACACUGCAAGAGUUUCUAUCCGAUGAGCAACGUAGAGUUAGGUGGAUGCAAGGAAAAGAAUCUGUCGUCAACUUUGAGUCUCUAAAAAGGUUAUGGAAAGUACCAAUAGACGAAGCUAAAAACUAUUGGUCAAUGUUUGACGUCGCCACAAAAGAAUUCAAUGUCGUACUUAUCAAAAGCGAACUUCAUACCGAAAGAGACAUUGCAGAGAUGGCAGAGAUUCUAUACGAAGACUUUGGAAUCUCAGGCCUCUACAUCGGCAGCGAAUCGUUCCUUUCCAUGUUUUGGCUUCAAAAACCGACAGGCGUAGUUGUAGACUGUGGCUCCUCUAUCUCAUCCGUCGUGGUUGUACAAAAUUAUUGUCGACGCCAUAGAACUGUGCUGACCUUUGGUGGUCGAGAUGUGACCAUGUCCCUUCUCUACGAUCUAGCCACUAACUACAGUGACAAAUUCGACUACGAAAAUCCUGCUCACAUCAAGGACGUCAAAAGAAUGAAAAGGAGAGUAGCAUUCGUAAGCACCAACCAUGCCAGAGAUUACAUGGCGCCAUAUAAAGGCUAUUCUUACUUCCAUAAACGAGCUUUCGAAUUUGAUGAAGAGCGGUUUAUGUGUGGUGAAGGUCUCUUUUAUCCUAGGCUCUUCGAAAAGAGUGACGUAGGAAUUCACCGUGCAGUGUUUGAUGCCAUCGAAUCACAACCCCAGGCAACCCAAAACGAGCUUUACAAUUGUAUUGUUUUGUGUGGUGGCGGCACGUUGUUGAAGUCGUUCAAUGAAAGAUUAUUAGCCGAACUGAAGAUACUUCGAAAGGCCAAAACGACUAUCAAUGUCAUAGCUGAAAAGCAUCGCCAAUACAGUGCUUGGUUGGGUGCUAAGAAGGUUAUAGAGCGUCUGAGCAACGUUUUUGAGGAAAAACUAAUUGUGAGUAGAGCGGCGUACGAAGAGCAAGGGCCGACUAUCUUUGAAAAGAGAGAAACUGCAACUGUCUUUUGGGAAUCUUCGAGAAAGUUUGAAAAAUUGUGUGGACCACAAUGAGACUAUUGAACAAACGACUGUCAAGAUUACAAUUGAAAGUAAUCUUGUCAAUUGCAAGGCAUAUUGAGUUAGAUUAUAAUUUUGUU
Corticium candelabrum is the source of this 1242-nucleotide messenger RNA. RefSeq names its product actin-like. The record is from RefSeq and is a predicted model, not a curated record. NCBI's taxonomy places the organism in Eukaryota, Metazoa, Porifera, Homoscleromorpha, Homosclerophorida, Plakinidae. The coding region runs from base 8 to 1156 and encodes 382 amino acids. The transcript is spliced from 3 exons.